Messenger RNA from Ambispora gerdemannii, 1056 nucleotides. The record is from the annotation of a GenBank genome assembly. NCBI's taxonomy places the organism in Eukaryota, Fungi, Glomeromycota, Glomeromycetes, Archaeosporales, Ambisporaceae.
AUGGAACGGUUAGUAGGAGAAUCUCGUAUUAGUCCCGAACGAACUGCGGAAAUAGCAACAAAAACACAAGAGGCCAUUCAAUCAUUUCUUGAUAUGGCACAAAAACUGCAUUACGCUUCUAAAGUGGUCGGGGAACUGCAUACUCUUUUGCCAUCUGAGAUGUGUAUAACAUUGCCAUCCGAAUUGCACGAUACUCUCCAGCAUAAAGAUUUAAAUCGUGAAGAAAAUAAUCCAAUUAUUAUUUCAACUCCUUUGAAUUCACCGAUGAACAAUUCCUCGAAAAUUAAGCCUUCUAAUAUUGUGAUGUCUGGAAUAGAAAAGCAAGUGCAAAUUAAUAUUGAUGCAAUGGACAAUGAUCUGAUUCAAAAUGAAGCUAUGAGUGAGGUUGAAGAUUACGACACUUUUCGGCCGUUGCCUCCGACGCAGUCUUCUCUUUCAAUUACGCAACAAGUGAUUCAAUUCACAUUUUCGAAAAAACGUAGAGAAUUAAAUCAAAAAGAAAAAAUUUUUCAUAAUUCUUAUCCAAACUUCGAAGAAUUGAAGAAGAAUGCUUUAAGACGACCUAAAACUCCAGUACAAGCUAGACCUAAAAUCAGAAAGAAUAUUAUGCAUUUUAAUGCAGAAAUACUUCCCAUAAAUUCCCAAACAUCAAGCUCAACUUUUCAAACUUCAUCAGAAUCCGAAGUCUCAGUACCUGUGCACACUUCUCAAAAUUUGGCGAACUUGACCAUCACAACAGAAAGUUCGUUUCCCAAUCCUACCAAUGGUGUUAAGAUAAAAAAUCCUAUAAAAAGCAAAAACUCGAAAACACGGAUUUCCCAUUUUACAGCGGAAGAAACUGCCUUAUUAGACGAAUUCAAUCGAUAUUUGGAGCCACGUCUUGCAAACGGCGAUACUCAAACAGAAAUUGUUGGCGAGAUUCUUAAAAGAUACGGUUAUUCUUGUAGAAUAUCACAAGCUAAUAUCUCGUUAAUGGCAAGGCGGAUUGCAAUCCCAAAGGAUGAAAAAACAAUUGCAGCCAUUCGAAAUUGGAUUGCAAUUGAAAAGCAAUCCUAA